This is a messenger RNA of Monopterus albus (swamp eel), 1577 nucleotides long. RefSeq names its product gastrula zinc finger protein XlCGF7.1-like. The transcript has a single exon. The annotation marks the transcript as partial. Gene Ontology annotation, molecular function: RNA polymerase II cis-regulatory region sequence-specific DNA binding; DNA-binding transcription factor activity, RNA polymerase II-specific. Lineage: Eukaryota; Metazoa; Chordata; Actinopteri; Synbranchiformes; Synbranchidae. The record is from RefSeq and is a predicted model, not a curated record. Gene Ontology annotation, biological process: regulation of transcription by RNA polymerase II.
AGAAACCGUAUAUCAUACAUUUGUGACCGGUGUGGAAAAACAUUUUCACGGAAGACUAAGCUAAACCAUCAUCAACAAAUUCACACUUGUGAGAAACCAUAUUGUUGUGACCUCUGUGGGAAAAGUUUCACUUGGAAGAGUUCCUUCAAUGAGCACCGACAAAUUCAUACAGGACAGAAAUCAUAUAGCUAUGACCUCUGUGGGAAAACAUUUACUAAGAAGAAUCCCCUAAAUCGUCAACACAUUAAUACUAAAGAAAAAUCAUACAGCUGUGACGUCUGUGGAAAAACAUUUUCACAUAAGAGUAACUUAAACCGUCAUCGCUAUAUCCAUACAGGAGAGAAACCAUACAGCUGUGACCUCUGUGGAAAAUGUUUCACUUGGAAGAGUUCCUUCAAUGAGCACCGACAAAUUCAUACAGUAGAAAAAACAUACAACUGUGACCAGUGUGGAAAAACAUUUAGUCAGAAGAGUCACUUGAACCGUCAUCACUACAUUCAUACAGGAGAGAAACCAUACUGCUGCGACCUAUGUGGGAAAACAUUUAGUCAGAAGAGUCACUUAAAUGAUCAUCAGCAAAUUCACACUGGAGAGAAACCAUACUGCUGCGACCUCUGUGGGAAAACAUUUACUCAGAAGAGUCACUUAAAUGGUCAUCGGCAAAUUCACACUGGAGAGAAACCAUACAACUGUGACUUGUGUGGAAAAAGUUUCACUCGGAAGAGUCACUUAAAUGGUCAUCGGCAAAUUCACACGGGAGUUUCAUAGCCAUAUUCGUACAGUAGAAAAACCAUACAACUGUGACCUAUGAGGAAAAAACUUUACUCAUAAGAGAUCCUUCAAUGUUCAUCAACAAAUUCAUACAAGAGAAAACCCAUACAGGUGUGACCUUUGUGGGAAAACAUUUACUACGAGAAUUUGCCUAAACCAUCAUCAACAUAUUCAUACUACAAAGAAACCAUACAGCUGUGACCUCUGUGGAAAAAGUUUCACUCGGAAGAGAUACUUAAAUGAGCACCGACAAAUUCACACAGGACAGAAACCAUACAGCUGUGACCUCUGUGGAAAAAGUUUCACUCGGAAGAGUUGCUUAAAUGAGCAUUGACAAAUUCAUACAGGAGAGCUUCAGGUUGUGUUUUCACUGUAGCUGCUCCUACAAUGUGGAGUGCUCUUCCACCUUAGCUUUGUUCUAUCACUGAUCUCUCUGUCUUUACAUCCAAACUAAAGACUUGUUCAUUCACGUUGGCUUUUGGUUCCUGGAAAAGCAUAAGCAGUUUUGUUGGCGCUGAUCACUUUAUCUCUGUUUUCACUGUUUAAUGUUGGGUUUUUACAUUGAUUGCCAGGUGUAAGUAUUCAUAAUCACCUUUAAUUGGCUAAUUAUAUGUGACACACACACACACACACAAGGAUUUUGUUUCUGGUACAGAACCGAGGCAGCCAUCUGCGGCGCCAACUCACACCGAUGGCUCUAACCAUCGGAGGUAACUUGGGGGGUUUCAGCGUCUUGCUUAAGGACACUUCGACCUGUGGACUGCAGGCACUGUGAUUUUAUCCUCCAACCCUCCGGUGGAGGUGGA